This is a messenger RNA of Esox lucius (northern pike), 2490 nucleotides long. RefSeq names its product short coiled-coil protein B. Gene Ontology annotation, cellular component: trans-Golgi network. The transcript has 4 exons. The coding region runs from base 217 to 600 and encodes 127 amino acids. The record is from RefSeq and is a predicted model, not a curated record. Lineage: Eukaryota; Metazoa; Chordata; Actinopteri; Esociformes; Esocidae.
AGACAGAGAGUGGCUCAGGAGUUAUUCACACAGACAAAGAAAGCAGGAAGUGAAAACAAAUUUAUAAAACAGUAUACGAGUCAAGUGAGAAGGAGAGAAGGCAAGUAGGAAAGGAAGCAGGGUAUGAGGCACAAUGGGGUAACAUAAAGUGCAGGUUAGAGAGGGAAAACGGAAAAGAAAGUAAGAAGCGAUAAGGUUUAGAGCUCUCGUUCAGUCAUGGAAGGAGAACUGGAAGAGGAUGAGAGUUUCACCACCAUCUCCCUAGCAGAUGUUGGGAUGUCAGAGGCCAGAGGAACUGCAGCCCUGCAUACCAAACUGGACGAGGUCUUCACCAUGAACUGUGACAUGGAUGGAGACAUGGAGAACCAGAUGGAAAACCAGAUGGAAAACCAGGUGGAAAUGGAGGAGAAGACCAGACUCAUCAACCAGGUGCUGGAACUUCAACACACACUGGAAGACCUGUCAGCACGAGUGGACGCGGUCAAAGAGGAGAACCUGAAGUUGAAGUCUGAGAACCAGGUUCUGGGUCAGUACAUCGAGAACCUCAUGUCCGCAUCCAGUGUGUUCCAGACCACUGACACCAAGAGCAAACGGAAGUAACCCGCGGCAACGAAGAGGUGGCCAGCGACCACCGUACCACGCAGCCUGUUAACAGAUUUGUUUGUGCAGUUGUCAUGCCAACUACAUCUGUCUUAUUGUCUGGCAUGAUGGUGCAAACCGACCAAAACUCAGGCUACAUCCGCUCUCCCAAUGCACGAGAGAGCAGGUAGAAGUUACCUUUAACCGCAGUUCUGGGAUCAGAUAUUCUGUGUGCUAAAGGGCCUCUGGGUGUGGUGUACAGUAAUCUCCUCCUUGGUCUGUCUUUAGGGGAAACUUCUACUUCGAGUCCCCAAAUACACCCUAUACAAUCCCAACUCCUCCCUAAGAGUCCAGUUUACAUUAUUAUUUAAUUUCUCUUAUCCUCUUUAACAUAUAAACUCAAAGUCCAGGAAGCGUUUCCAGAAAACGUCCGGGCAGAUGUUAGACAAUGGCCGUGGUUGCAUUGGGCAGGGGAUAUUGAUCAGGAACAAGUCCAGUUCCUUAAUGACGUCAGACCUAUCUUACUGGUUUUAACUGGACUUGAACAGAAAAGUGUUAUUGAAUAGAAUUGUGGUCAGGCCCUAAAAUACAAAUCCAGGGUCUUUGAAUAACAGUGAUGUAGUUCAUCAAGUAUUAUCAACACACUCCAAAUUGGUAUUCCUUUCAUGUAUCUAAUGUUCUUAAACAUUAUUUGACACUAAACAUUUUAAUUAAGAUUUUUUUUUUUACACAUUUUAAUGAAUAACUUUUUUUAAAACUACUAUUAGCCUGAUUUACCUAAUUUAAUAUUAAUUGUCAUCAUUGGUACUCAUUUAACAGUGAAUCCUAAUUCAUGUAUUGUCAGUGCCAUGGAGUGCUUUCUGUAGUAGCUGUUUGGUAAAGAAAUAACAUGUAGGAAGUGUUAUGCUGUAAAUACAUAGACAUUAUAUUUCUGACUGGGUCUUGAAUGCAAUGACACAUUAUAACAUGAGACUUAAAUUGAGCUACAUUAGACAGAACCUUGUUAGGAUGGGGAUGGAAGAAGGAUCGAGGGGGGAUGGUGUAACGGAAGUAGACAAGAACGGGAGUGCCCUUGCUUCUGGCUUUCACAGUUUUAAAGAGGGCAAGAGUGCCCUGAGUGGUAUCGAUUGGAACUCUCAGGCUUAGUAAACAUUCCGGAAGGUUCCGUGUUUUGUCGGUGCAUUAACAAACGGAUUUGCUGAUAGUAACUGUAGUAUUCGUUCUUUGGGAAAUGGAUUCUGGAAUCAUGGCGGUGAUUCCUCAGGCUGGUUAUAGCAGAAAACAAGGUAAGUGUCAAGGGAGAAGUCCCAUGAGACAACCCUUAUCAGUUAUGUGAUUUGGACAGAAUAGAAAAUUGGCAUUGUCUUUUUCUGUUUCAGUAAUAUAUCAAUAGAAGAAUACAUUUCUGAAAUCAAAUAUUAUUACAAUACUGAAUUGUAUGAAGCUUAUAAACAAGAGAAGGGUUUGGAGAAUCUCCCAUUUACAUCAAGAGAAAUUGGCCAAGAACUAGAACCCAAAUGGUUUCAGUUGGAAAAGAUAAGGGAAUAUUAAGAAAGUUCCAUUACACUGCAAUGCAUCAACUAAUGUAUUUUCAUUCCAAUGUUUUUUUUUGUUUGUAAUAUAUUGUUCUAUUAUAUAAUUACAUCAUUGGAUUACUUCUGUAAGGUCCAAAUGGGAUUCUAUUCACUAAUAUAGUGCACUACUUUUCACCAGAGCUAUAUGGAAUUUAGUGCGCUCUAUAGGGAACACUGCCAUUUGGGACAAACCUCUUAAUUUUCCUCCAGGCAUGUUGAUAAUGCCUAAACACACUCUAUGAAGAAAAAAAAAACUGCCUUGUGUGAAGACAUGUACAUUUAUUUUAUGACUUAUGUUGCCUUUUAACACAUUCUUUAAAUAAAAAUAACUUCUUAA